Neoarthrinium moseri is the source of this 867-nucleotide messenger RNA. RefSeq lists its product as uncharacterized. The record is from RefSeq and is a predicted model, not a curated record. The transcript has 2 exons. NCBI's taxonomy places the organism in Eukaryota, Fungi, Ascomycota, Sordariomycetes, Amphisphaeriales, Apiosporaceae. The coding region runs from base 1 to 867 and encodes 288 amino acids.
AUGAAACAAGCGAUUGCGCUCGAAAAUUCGCCCCAUUUCCUCGGCUAUAGUGGCACAGGUAGUGAGAGCACUGGCGGCCAAUCUGAUCAACGCGAACAAGUAGAAUUCGCAACAGAGCUAGAUGCAAUAUGGCAGGAGGGGAUGCCCCUAUAUGAGCGACUACGAGGGCCCAAUCAGUGGCCGGAGGCUUUCCCAGAAUUAAGGAAGGUUGUGAACGACUACGUACAGGCCAUGGCCAGACUGGGCGAGACAUUUCUGGGACUCGUAGCUCAGGCACUCUCGCUAUCUCCCGAAACCCUCCUAUCUUUCUUGUCAGAUCAGCACCGUCUAAAAUUAGUUCAUUAUCCAGCCUCAAAGCCUGGUGAUACGGGAGCAGCGUCCGCCCAGGGAGUCGGACCACACAAGGACUCCUCAGGGUGGUGGACUUUUCUCCUCCAAGCUUCACCACCAGAAGUAAAGGGCCUGCAGGCAUUGAAUAAGGCUGGCCAAUGGGUCGACAUUCCUGUGAAGCCGGGCACAUUUGUGGUCAACAUCGGCCAAGCUUUCGAGGUUGUUACGGCUGGGGUCUGCAAAGCAACCACUCAUCGAGUAUUGUCUGGCCUUCAAGAGCGUUACAGCGUCCCUUUCUUCCAAGGAGUACGGCGAGACCUUACCAGAACGGAAGCACGGGCUUUGAGUCCCCAUUUUGCGUCCUUUGAGGAGGGCAUAGAACCUGACCAAGCCCGGGAGAUUGACUCUGCUUUCCUGCAUGGAAAGUACGACACGUGGGGAGAAACUCAGCUCCGGACCAAGAUUCGAAGCCACCGGGACAAUGGGAGGAUAUUCUAUCCAGAGGUUUUUGAAGACUACAUUAAGGAUGGAAACUGA